Messenger RNA from Schizosaccharomyces osmophilus, 8016 nucleotides. It is a transcript of the gene gcn1, whose product is annotated as translation initiation regulator, HEAT repeat protein Gcn1. NCBI's taxonomy places the organism in Eukaryota, Fungi, Ascomycota, Schizosaccharomycetes, Schizosaccharomycetales, Schizosaccharomycetaceae. The record is from RefSeq and is a predicted model, not a curated record. Gene Ontology annotation, biological process: regulation of translation; cellular response to amino acid starvation. Gene Ontology annotation, molecular function: protein kinase regulator activity; protein binding. The transcript has 2 exons. The coding region runs from base 1 to 8016 and encodes 2671 amino acids. Gene Ontology annotation, cellular component: cytosol.
AUGACGGUCGAAGGACCAGGAAUGGAAGCGUUUCAGAAUGAAAAGAAAACGCUUUAUUCUACCUUGAUAAGUAGUGAAACGGUUGUUGCUUUUCUUGGUACGAAAAAGGUUAUGCUGGACAUUCUACGACAUGUAAAUCAAAUCAAUGACAUUGAUGAAAAAAGUAUUGUUGCUAUCAUAGAUAAUAUUAUGGAAGUUUUGCCUAGAAAUGUUUCGCGCGAAUGUCGCUUAGAACUAUGUGCUACACUUGUACACAUAACAAAGUUAUCUCCUUCCAUUGCUCUUACGACACUUUUGCAUCGUCUUCAAGGCACUUCCACCCGCUUGGAGCGCAUUCCAAGCAGUUCUAUUUCAGUGUCUUUUAAUGCUUUGAUAUGGGUGAACUGUAUCCUUUCAAAUCUCCCUUCCAAUGAGAUGAAGUAUUGGAUGUUGGAGUUUCUUCCUAUUCAAAGUCAAUUUUUGAAUGCUGUUGUUCAGAAUGGUAAACCCGCGAUUGUUCGUAGCGCUUUGCAGACUACACGUCGCUGUUACCGAUCCUUAUUCCUAUCUCAGCUCAAUGACUUGUCCUCCUUUAUUCCUUUUCUUUUGAAUGAAACUAAAACAGCUCUUGUCCUUCCAAAAGCUUUGCCGUUAUAUGGUGUCAUAUUGGGCACCUGUUACUUUUUCCAGUUGUCUUCAGCCCCUCGCACUUUGGCAUCAGAGAACAUUGACUUUUUGGUGAAAAUGAUCCCUCAACACGUCCUUGCAGCAAAGCCCGCGUUGCCUAGUUCUUCGGUUGAGGGGUUCUGUUAUAGUAUUGGAUUGCUGUUAUCUUUAGAUAAAUUAUCCAACGAUUUAUUGCCUUCUAUCGAAAAGGCUUUACUACGUUCUCCAGAACUUGUCUUUGCUGGUAUUCUAUCCUCAUUGGCCAUCGGUUUCUCCGAUUCCGGAAAAGAUGCCUCUUCUAUACUAUUGAGUAAACUUCAUGAUGCCUUUGCUUCGAACCUGAAGAGUUCAAAUGCAACUGUUCGACAAAACUGCUUUCAAACAUUUUCAGUCCUCUGUAAGCAUGCUAAGGAUCCCAAGGUGCUUAUGGACGUGGCUUUAAAACUGGCAUUUGCUUUGAAAACGAACAAAGUUACCUCGAAUGAACAUCGCAAUCUUUAUAUCGAGUGCCUUUCUCAUCUUUCUGUCGAAGAAGUAGAUUCUGCUUCUUUACUUAAGGAAGUCUUGCCUUUGUUCAUGAAGGUUCAAGAAAGCAGUUUCUAUCACUUAGCAGCCGUGGUUAUAAGGAAUAUCAAAUCACUUCUAUUGUCAAAUAGUUCUUUGGAUAAAAGCGUUUACGAUUUUCUUUCUAAAUCAUUAGAUAAGCCAGCUGCAUACGAACGUCAGCAUUGGAUUUUAGUUUUGGCUGAUUUGGUUUGGGAUUUGCAAGCCAACAAAUCCUCUCAGUUGGAACUUACUAAUUUUUACCUUGAGCAUUUAAAUAAAUCAAGCCAAGCGGCCUUGAGCAAUUCUACUAUUGCCUUACAGAAUGGAAGCAUUUUGGCUCCCGUCGUCUAUUUAUGUUUAAUGAACAAGAAGCAAACUGAUGAGGACAUUACCAAACUUAAAUUUGCCGGCGAUUUGCAGACCUUGCUUAAUGGACUUGUCGGUUCCACAAAUGGAGAAAGUAUUCUUUUUUCAAGCAAAAUUACGAAUAAACUAACCACUGAUCAAGCAAAGUUAUGGUGGAUUCGUGGUCUCUGUACUUUUGCUAGCGCUUAUGAUAAGGACCUAACUGACGACUUAGCAUCUUCAUGGUUUCAAUCACUAAUUAAUCUAUUUAACUUCUCAGGCAACCAGACCAGCAGAGUUGCUUUUGAAGCAUUGAGGACCGCAGUACUAGUCAAUCCUGGUUUGCGCAAAACCAUUUGCUCUCAGUUAUGGAAUUUGCAUUACCAAGCUGAAUCCGCUAAAAAGGACGAGAAGUUUGAUGAGAAUUCUAAUAAAAAGUUGAUUCAGCUAUUGAAAUCAAUUCUCUUAGCAAUUUCUUCUGACGUCUCUAACGUAGGUUCAAAAGAACUUGUUGAUUAUGACUGUUAUCUGAUUGAGCUAUUAUUCCUUUCUUUUGCUUACGUUGAUCAGUUUGAUUGGAUUCAAUUAUGCCAACUUUCACAUAGAGAUCCUGCCACGCUUGUCACUGAACGGGUUCACGAUAUUGUGAACUAUAUUGAAACUACAUUAUCUACUAAUGUCAGGUCUGAAAAGGAAAAAGCAAUGAUUUCUUCUAUUUCGAUGAUUCUUUUCGUUGCUCCAGAGACUGCCACUCCUUUUUUCGUCAGCCUUUUCCGUGAUCAGCUUGUUAAUCUAAAAUUGACAAAUGUCUCAGAUAUGGAAUAUGAAAUCUGGAAGACGCCUAAUGGAGUUCUUUGGGAUAACGUUUUAGAAAAGAAAUCAAACAAAAUCGACAAGAAUACGAAGGAUUACGAAACUAAGCGUUGGGAAGCCGAAGUUCGAGCUAAGCAGGCUGAGAGGAAACCUAUGAAGCUGAAUAAAGAUCAGCAAGCAUUGGUGGAUUCUCAACUUGAAAAGGAAUCUAGAAUCAGGCAGUCUGUGAAUAACCUUGUUGCAUCUCUUGAACGUGGUCUUGAGAUUAUUCAGAGCAUGGGAAUGGCUGUUCAGUUGUUUCCUGGAUUAUGGAUUGAGGAAGCUGUUGAUGUGCUGAUCUUUGGUAAAAUUUUGCAAUCGAGUACACCAUUUACUGGAAAUUUGGCUUUAGAAGUCUUCAAGUUGGUUGUAACUGCCUCUGGUCUUCCAUCUCGCUUGGGAGAAUCUGCAUAUUCUGAUUCAUUAGCUUUAACCCUUCUUAAUUCUCUAAACACUAGUUCUAAUGUAAACGAAGAUGUCGUUGAUUCUUUCCUUUAUAAGGUACGUUUUGCUACCGAACAAGCAUAUUUUGAGCCUGAAACGUUCUCUUGCAUUUUCCCGUUAAUCAAUAAGCUUUGCUAUGAAAACGCAACUAAGGAUGACGAAAAAUCAACUGAGCGUUUGUUGUUAGCAAUUGAGAUGUUGGGAUUUCAAGCACCUUAUUCUUCCUCCUUGAGGGGAAUGAGGGCAAUUUUUUUGAGAGCACUUUUACAUUUGCUUGAAACUGUUCCCGCUCAUUAUCAGGACGUAAAGAACUCAUUGCUUUCUCUUGUACAAGGUAUAAAUACGUCUUACACUGAUAGCGAAUUAAAUACUCUUUUGGAACAUACUUGUCACAACGAAAGUUCUGUACGAUCUGCCGUUUUGCAGUCUUUGCAAGUUUUGGACUUAACGCAAUUUAGCUUCAUUAAGGAAAUUUUCUUGGAGCUUUACGACGAAAACGAAUCUAAUGCUGCCGCUGCUCACCAGAUUUCGACGCAGAAUGGAUUGGAUGCGAAUGAAGACUCUUAUUCCGAACUUUUACCUUUGCUUAAUGUUAAAUCCAACUACCUUCACACUCUUGUAGGAAAAUCAUUCGUUGACUUGAUUGAUGAGUUUGAAGAUUUCUCAAGCGUUCUACCAAAAAAAUUGAUGGAAAUGUAUAACAAGAACGCUUUACCUUCACCUCCCGAAUAUGAUGAGUACGGUAUAAUAAAGAAAGAAACUAUCGGCCGGGAUUUAGGUAUUGUUACCAGAGAAGGUGUCAGUAUAGUAUUCGUGCAUAUUUCGCAGUAUGUUUCUUCGAAUUUAUUAGUACCAUGUUUGGAAUUUUUGCUAUCCUCCGUUCAGUCAGAUGCUCAGAUCCCCGUUACUGAUAGUUCAUUUAUCGUAGCUUCCAACAUGUUGGAAGCUGGUAAACAAUCUAUCAUUGCUUUUGGUUCCUAUCAAGUGGAGGCUCUGAUGGAGUUGUUCGAAACUAAACUCAACGUUGAUACUUUACCAACUGAGGCCAAUGAUAGAUUACGUGAGGCAACUGUGGUACUUUUUGGAACUGUUGCCCAACAUUUGCAAGAGAAUGAUCAGCGAUUAAUUGUGGUCCUGGAAAAUUUAAUUUCCGCCUUAUCCACACCUAGUGAAAGUGUGCAAUUAGCAGUCGCUUCAUGUAUAUCACCAUUGAUCAAAAAGUUACUUCCUAAAGCAAAGGAAUAUUAUGAUCAUUUAGCAAACAGCUUAAUGAAUGCUUCAUCUUUUGCAGAGAGAAAAGGAACAGCUUACGGUCUAGCUGGUUUGAUUAAGGGUUUGGGUAUAAAAGCUUUUAAGGAUUUCGAUAUUAUGGACCAAUUACGCGAAUCAAUGACGAACAGACAAAAUCCAGCAAUUAGACAAGGUGCUCUGUUUUGUGUGGAAGCUUUUUCGCGUACGUUAGGUAUCUAUUUCGAGCCAUACUUGCCCGAUUUACUCCCUUUAUUGCUUUCUUCGUUUGGUGACAGUGCAAAUGAAGUUAGAGAAGCUACUUUGGAAGCCGUAAAACAUAUAAUGAGUCAACUUAGCGCCUAUGGAGUUAAGCUAUUGCUUCCUAGCUUAUUGGAAGGUUUGAAUGAUUACAACUGGCGCUCUAAGCGUGCUUCUGUUGAGAUUCUUGGCUUGAUGUCCUACAUGGCACCCAAACAGCUUUCGGUGUCUUUACCUACUAUUGUUCCUAAGUUGACAGAGGUUUUGACUGAUUCACAUUCUCAGGUUCGCAAUACAGCGAAUAACAGUUUGUUGCGUUUUGGUGAAGUCAUAUCAAAUCCUGAAAUCCAAAACCUUGUACCUGUUCUUCUCAAUGCUUUGAGUGAUUGCACACGUUAUACUGAUGAUGCAUUAUCUGCCAUUCUUAAGACUGCUUUCGUUCAUUAUUUGGAUUCUCCUUCAUUGGCUUUGGUCAUACCCAUUAUUCAGUAUGGUAUGAGGGAACGCAAUGCAUCUACUAAACGGCAGUCUGCUAAGAUCUUUGGAUUGAUGGCAAGCUUAACUGAGCCUGAAAAUCUUGCAAUUUAUUUAGACCCCUUAAUGCCCAGACUACGGGAAGUGCUUAUUGACCCUGUUCCUGAUACUCGUGCAACUGCAGCUAAGGCUUUAGGUUCAUUGAUGGAGAAAUUGGGUGAAACUAAGUUCCCAACCCUUAUUCCUGAAUUGUUCAAUGUCCUUCGAAGUGAAUGUAGUGAAGUUGAUAGACAAGGUGCUGCUCAAGGUUUGUCUGAGGUUCUCUCUGGUUUGGGCUUGACACGCCUUGAAGAUGUUUUGCCCGAAAUCUUACAAAAUACUUCAAGUCCUACUGCCUAUAUCAGAGAAAGCUUUAUUUCUCUUCUUAUCUAUUUGCCAGCUACGUUUGGAGCUCGUUUCCAACCAUACCUUGCUCGUGCAAUUCCACCUAUUCUUUCUGGCUUAGCUGAUGAAUCUGAACUUGUUCAGACCGCUUCAUUACGAGCUGCUAAGAUGAUUGUUAAUAAUUAUGCCACCCGUGCUGUCGAUUUGCUUCUUCCUGAACUUGAGAAAGGCUUAUUUGAUGAUAAUUGGCGCAUCAGAUUGUCUUCAGUACAACUUGUUGGGGACCUCAUCUAUAAACUUGCUGGUAUUAACAAGAAGACCUUGCAAGAAGAAACUGACGAAAGCGAAGAAGGAGCUCGCACUGAUGUUAACCGUAAAGCCUUGUUGGAGACUAUUGGUUCUGAGCGCCAUGACCGUGUGUUGUCCUCACUUUAUAUUCUCCGUCAAGAUAUUGCUGCUGCGGUUAGGACUCAUGCUCAACAGAUUUGGAAGAAUAUUGUUGUAAAUACUCCCCGAACUGUUAGAGACAUCAUAUCUACGUUGACAACUCUUAUUAUCGGCAACUUGAACAGCACUGGAAAUGAUCGACGUGCUAUGUGUGUCAAGAGCUUAGGUGAUUUAUCUAAGAAGGCUGGAUUUGAUGUUUUGUCUCAACUUCUUCCUUCACUGAAGGACGGCUUAGAGUCUUCUGACAGACAAAAUAGAAUUGGUGUUUGCAUUGCCUUACAAGAAUUGAUCUCCAGUACUUCUCAGGAUCAGCUUGUAAUUUACAGUGGCCAAUUCGUUUAUUCUGUACGUGAAGCACUCAUGGACUCAGAUUUGGAAGUAAGAGAAGCUGCAGCUGAAGCGUUUGAUACUCUUCAAACAGUAGUAGGUGAUCGGGCGGUAGAUGAAGUUCUGCCUGAAUUGCUUAAACUGCUUGAAUCAGAUGAUAAAUCCGAAUAUGCUUUGUCCGCACUGAAAGAAAUUAUUGCUCGUCGGUCCACUUCGAUUUUCCCUGUCCUUAUUCCCACUCUCAUUAAGCAACCUAUCACUGCAUUCAAUGCUCGGGCUUUAGCUUCCCUUGCGCAAGCAGCAGGUUCUACAUUAAACAGAAGAUUGCCGUCGAUUCUUAAUGCUCUUAUGGAAUCAAUACUCGUUGCAAAGGAUGAUACUUUGCAAAGCUUAGAAGAAUCAGUUGACACCAUCAUAUUAUCUAUUAAAGAUCAAGAAGGACUCACAGUGCUUAUGGCUCAUCUUUACUCGUUUACUGAGAAUGAAGAUUACAAGAAACGUUUGUUUGCCGCCAAGCACAUGCUUACAUUCUUUCAAAACUCAAAACUUGACUAUUUCCGUUUUGUACCUGAUUGGAUUAGUCACCUUGUUAGAUUGUUUGAAGACAGGAGCAGCGAGGUUAUUGCAGCUGCUGUUGCUGCUCAGAACGCUCUAACAUCUUCAAUGCGUAAAGACAGGAUUGAAUCAGUGAUUAGUAUUACAUACAAAUCGCUACACGAUGUUGGUGUACAUGAUACCACAUUGCCUGCGUUUGAACUUCCUCAAGGUAUUAGCUCAGUUUUGCCAAUCUUCCUACACGGUUUGAUGCAUGGUACAAAUGAGCAGCGUGAACAAUCUGCUCUAGGUGUUGCAGAUAUAGUAACACGUACUGAGUCCAAUAAACUUCGCCCUUAUGUCACACAGAUUACUGGUCCGUUGAUUCGUAUCAUUGGUGAAAGAUUCCCAGUUGAAGUCAAGAGUGCGAUUUUGUAUACUCUCAAUAUUAUCCUCUCUAAAAUUCCUACAUUUUUACGUCCCUUUUUGCCUCAAUUACAACGUACGUUUGCUAAGUGUUUGGGUGAUCCUUCGAGUGAAGUUAUUCGCAGUAGGGCAGCUACAGCGUUGGGUACUCUUAUUACCUUGCAAACUCGUCUCGCUCCUAUUGUUACAGAAUUGGUAUCAGGUGCUCGUACCCCUGAUGCUGGCGUACGCAAGGCUAUGUUGAAUGCAUUAUUUGCAGUGGUUUCCAAGUCUGGUCAAAACAUGAAUGAAGCUUCUGCUGAUUCUGUGGAUCAAUUGCUACGAGAACUCUCCUCUGAAACAAAUGAAUAUAUGAUCAUAUGUGCCAAAAUGUACGGGGCUUUGUUUAAUCAACUUACGGACACUCGUGCUAGACAACUGCUUGACACUAAGGUUUUCAGUGUUGAAGCUUUGGACGAGUACUCAAUAUUGGUACUCAAUGCAGUUAUCAAGUAUGGUUCGAAGAAGAUUAUUGACUUGGGCUUGAGCGAAAGUGUCUGUCAAGCCAUAUCGGAUGCAUGUCAGCAGACAGAAACCUAUAUUACGGAGAACGCCGUUUUGGCUGCCGGUAAAGCCCUUCUUGCAGAUAUUCCUCAAAACUUUAAUGAGUCUAAGACUUUAUUUGAAGCUUUGAGAGUUAGCAUUGAGGUGAGUCCAUCUGGUUCUCAAGAUGCGAAGCGUCUAUCUUUGGUAAUUAUUCGGAUCUUGUCUAAAGAAAAAUAUGAUAUUGUUAGACCUCAUCUCAAUGUCCUUGCCCCUGCUGUUUUCAGUUGUAUUCGUGCUAUUACUAUUCCUAUUAAACUUGCUUCAGAAGCCGCAUUCUUAGCAAUGUUUAAACUUGUUGAUGAUGACUCAAUUAUUAACAAGUAUAUGGAAACUUUGGAAGGAAAUCGUGCUAGAAGCUUUAGUGAUUACACUCGUCGUGUUGCAUUUAAAUUGGCAGCUGGUGAGCGCGAUCGUAUUGCCUCCGGAAGUGGCAGAGUUCAAUUGGAAGAGAGAGAGGAUUUGGCUGAAAUUACAGCUGUUGGCAGAGAUAAUGAGGUUGUCUCCAAUGAGUCAUGGUAA